Molecule: messenger RNA, 1112 nt
Organism: Cannabis sativa
Lineage: Eukaryota; Viridiplantae; Streptophyta; Magnoliopsida; Rosales; Cannabaceae
Exons: 2
Coding region: 254-883 (209 amino acids)
Source: RefSeq, a predicted model, not a curated record
AAAAUUUAUACUUUUUUAUUAAUAUUAAAAAGAAUUAUAUGAAUAUAUAGGAUGAGUUCAAGCUCUAAUGCAGAUCAAAGAGGGAGAGGUAAAAAUAAACAUUAUUGGACACCAACACAAGACAGUGUAUUAAUUGAAUGUCUUCUAGAGUUGAGUCAAAAUUCAACAUGGCGAGCUGAUUCUGGAUUUAAGAAUGGAUAUUUGCAACAAAUGGAGAUUAUGUUAGAGGAAAAAUUACCAGGCUCGAAGUUGAAUGCCUCACCUCAUAUUGAAUCUCGUAUUAAAAAAUUUAAAGGGGAAGUAUUCUUGCUUGGCAGAAUUAUUAUCUUUAAGUGGUUUUAGUUGGGACAAUGAACAUUCUUUAUUAUUGUGUGAGAAAAGUGCAUUUGAUGAGUAUGUGAAGAAACGAAAAGAUGCAAGUGGAUUAUAUGGGAAACCAUUUCCUUAUUACAACAAGCUAGCAGAAAUAUAUGGACGAGAUCGAGCUACUGGGACAAAUGCUGGUAAUGCUGAUGAUGAUGAAGAAGAAAUACACCAAAAUGAUGCAACUGGUGUAGAAUUUGGAGUUGAUGAUAAUAUAGAUGGCGGUGAGGAUGAUGAAGAAAUAGAUGAAUUUGAUGGUGUCUCACAUACUCAACAACCAAUUAAUAUGCGUCGUAGAUCUACUGAGAGUACUACUAGUAACCAACAACGUGGUAAGAAUAAAAAAACUAAGGUUAUGGAUGAAAUUUCUACAAAUAUUGGUGCAUUAGCAGAUUCUAUAUCUAAUAUUGUCCCGAAGUUUCAAGGAUUAAUUGAUGCAAUAUCUGAUAAGGAUGUAGCUGAGAUGCAAACCAAUUUAUUCACAGAAAUAAGCAAGAUUAAUGGCCUAACUCCAAUGUAGUGUAUUCAAGCAACCAACAUAUUGGCUAAAGAACCUCCAUUGAUGCGAGUGUUUUAUGCAAUAUCAGAUGAGAUGAAACUGCUAUAUAUCCUGAAUAUGUUGCAAAAUGAUGCAUAAUUUUAUAAUUGCUAGAUAUUUGGGAUUUUGUUUAUCUUUAUGUUUCACAUUAGAAUAUUUUCAUGUGGAGAUUUUAUUUGCGGUUUGGUCAGAUAUUGUUUAAUAGAAUAAU